UUUACUUCAAUUAUUCACGAAUGUAAUCAUUAUACAUAUUAGAAGUAAAUUCAGUAUAACUGACCUGUAAUGUCAAUAUUUUUCCGACCCGACUUCAUUGUUGGGGUUCAAAAUUUCAAAAUGGAUCCCUAAAUGACACCAAUUUAAAGGUUAUAAUUGUUUAUUUAAAAUUCAGUUUUGUUAAAUAUAGCAAAAAGUAUUUGAAUCGAGUGUGUGUUUAUAUCGGCAUGAACGAGCGGUUGUUCCUGCUUCUGUUGUCGUUUCUCACCAGCAUAUGUGGCUUCCUGUUCGGCUAUGACACCGGGGUUGUCUCCGGGUCAAUGGUGCUCAUCAAGGACCACUUCAACCUCUCAGAUGUCUGGCAAGAGGCGAUAGUGGCGUCUACAGUAGGCAUGGCCGGCCUGUUCGCCUUGGUGGGAGGGGCUCUAAACGAAGUAGUAGGUCGCCGACCAGUCAUUAUUCUGUCUAGUUUCCUCUUCCUCCUCGGGGCUAUCGUCAUGGCCUGUGCGCAACAUAAGGAAACUUUGUUGAUCGGCAGACUUAUCAUUGGAGUUGGGCUGGGAAUGGCCAGUAUGACGUCCCCCAUGUACAUAGCAGAGGUGGCUCCUCCCCACUUAAGGGGUCAGUUGGUGGCUGCUAACACUGCCAUGGUCACAGGGGGUCAACUGGUAGCAUGUGUGAUUGCGGGCAUCUUCAGCGGUGACAAGGAGAAUGGCUGGAGAUACAUGCUAGGGUUAGCAGGUGUGCCUGCCUUCAUUCAGCUGGUCUGUUUUCUUUUCAUGCCUGAGUCCCCCACCUGGCUCAUAGUGAAGAAAGACUCCUCCCAGCCGGCAGAAAGAGUGCUAGAGAAAAUAAGGAAGGAGCAAGAUUUGAACCAGGAAAUGGACGAUCUCAUUGCUUACAAGGAGGCUCUGGAGAAGGAACCGCCCACAAUUGACAAGCUGAAAAUCAUGGUUUCAAACAAGGCCACAAGAAGAGCUCUUAUAACUGGUUGUAUGCUGCAGAUAUUCCAGCAGCUGUGUGGUAUCAACACCUUCAUGUACUACAGUGCUUCCAUCCUACUCUCAGCUGGAGUAGGCAGUGCCGAUAAGGCCAUCUGGCUGGCCAUCGUCCCUUCUGCUGCCAAUUUCAUUUUCACACUAGUUGGGAUGAGUCUCAUCGAAAAGCUGGGAAGAAGGAGGCUGACGAUGGGAACUCAACUUGUGGCCGCGUUUGGACUCCUAUGUCUGUCUCUCAGCUAUGUUGCCAUGGAAACAGACGACCCCUCCAUAGCUAUUCCUCGAAUCCCACCUGAAGACUCGCCAUGUUUCGAUGCAUCUACAUGUUCAUCUUGUAUAACCAAGUCGGACUGUGGAUUCUGUUUCCACGAAGACGGAGGAGGAUCUUUUUCAGUUUCCGCUUGUCUGCCUUACCGCAAAAAUGAGGACGAUUUCUCUUCAAUCGGUCUCUGUUCCAAUCAAUCAGAUUUGACUACCCUCGAUUUAAUGUGGACUCAUGAGUACUGUCCGUCUAGGUACGCCUUAAUGACUUUAGUAUCCAUGGUGCUUUUCCUUGCCGGAUUCGCUACUGGCAUGGGAGCAGUCCCUUGGGUCGUAAACGCCGAAAUUUACCCAAUAUGGGGUCGAGGUGUAGGUGGGGGCAUUUCAACUACUUGUAAUUGGGUUACAAACUUGUUUCUGUCGUUUACUUUUAUAACCUUGUCAACGGCAAUGACGCCGAAAUAUUUCUUUGCGAUGACCGCUGGAUUCAACAUUUUGGUUAUUUUGUACAUUUUUCUCUUCCUGCCCGAAACUAAAGGAGUGUCGUUGGAGAAAGUCGAGAGUUUGUUCAGCGGUCCGAGCUGUUUUGUCGGACUGCAGAGAAGUCAUCGAAAUAAUUUUGAGACUUCGACUGGAUUUAUUGAUUCGAGAAGUUCUCUUGUCACUGGCUAAAGAGAGAUGUCAUUGAUCAAAACGAACAUCUUGGGAGAGAGUCGACAUCAUCUGCAGAAGGCUGCUAGAAAGUCAUUUAAAUAGUUUCGAAUUUAAUUUUAAAAUAACUUGAAUAAC
This is a messenger RNA of Symsagittifera roscoffensis, 2048 nucleotides long. Its product is annotated as proton myo-inositol cotransporter-like. Gene Ontology annotation, biological process: myo-inositol transport; transmembrane transport. Gene Ontology annotation, cellular component: apical plasma membrane. Gene Ontology annotation, molecular function: myo-inositol:proton symporter activity. The transcript has 8 exons. The record is from RefSeq and is a predicted model, not a curated record. Bases 228 to 1931 code for a protein of 567 amino acids. Lineage: Eukaryota; Metazoa; Xenacoelomorpha; Acoela; Convolutidae.